Manis pentadactyla (Chinese pangolin) is the source of this 5637-nucleotide messenger RNA. It is a transcript of the gene SAMD5, whose product is annotated as sterile alpha motif domain containing 5. Gene Ontology annotation, molecular function: protein binding. The transcript is spliced from 2 exons. Bases 411 to 917 code for a protein of 168 amino acids. The record is from RefSeq and is a predicted model, not a curated record. NCBI's taxonomy places the organism in Eukaryota, Metazoa, Chordata, Mammalia, Pholidota, Manidae.
CGGCCCGAAGCCGAGAUGCUGCGCGCAGCCCCGGGCCGCUCGGCGCUAGAGAGGCUCCGCGGCGGCUCCGCGCGCCGCUGACCGCGCGCCGGGCCGAGGGUGUGCCGGCCCCGCCCCCUCGCGCGCCCCUCCCCGCGGCGGCGGCGGCGCUUCCAGGGGCGGCGAGGAGCUGCUCGCCGAGACGCCCGCGCCUGCGAGCCUAGGCUGCCUGGGGAAUUCACUUGGCCGCUUUUACGCGCCUCCCUCCCAGGCUGCUUCUGAUGGCUCUCCGUCUCCGACCCCAUCCUUUUCUCUAAAAGGAAAACUUUGCUGCGAUUUCUUCCUCCCCUCGGAGAAAAGGAUUAAAAGUUCCAAGAACUGGUGCCGCUCGGCGCUGGGACAGUGUUUGCCGGCGGGGCUCCGGUCCCACCAUGUGCACCAACAUAGUCUACGAGUGGCUCAGAGCGCUGCAGCUCCCGCAGUACGCGGAGUCCUUCGUGGAUAACGGCUACGAUGACCUGGAGGUGUGCAAGCAGAUCGGGGACCCCGACCUGGACGCCAUCGGGGUGCUGGCGCCCGCGCACCGCCGCCGCAUCCUGGACGCCGUGCGCCGGCUGCGGGAGCAGGACGCCGCCGCCGCCGGCCUCUACUUCACGCUCGAGCCGCAGCCUCCGCCCGCGCCCGCCUUCCCCACCGGCCGCCGGGGGGAGCCGCGCGGCGGCCCUGCCCAGGGCCCCCGCGGGGACCCCCGCUGCCAGACCGCCGCCCGCAGCAGGGAGCUGGUGAGCUACCCCAAACUGAAGCUGAAGAUCAUGAUCCGGGAUAAGCUCGUCCGCGACGGCAUCCACCUGAGCAAGCCCCCGUACUCCCGCAAGGUCCCAAUGGCUGGCAUCCUAGAGUACUUAAUGAAUUGGCCGAAGUCAUCACAGAACCGCUAGAUAUCAUUUUUGAGAACUCGUGGAGGACUGAUGAGGUGCCUGAAGACUGGAAAAGGGCAUAUUUAGAAACUUCUUUCAAAAAGGGACAUGGAUGCUGACCCUGGAAAUGCUCAUCAGCUUAACUUUUUGCUUGGAAAAAUUCUGGAAUAAUCAACUUAGUGCACUGGAUAACUAACUUGUAAGAGCUAGAAAUGAGGCCAUGAAAUACCACAAAUGAAGUGCUGAGUUCAUUUUUAAAAGACAUACCAUUGCAAGAUACAGUCUUAUGCAUAUUUUGGGAUUCUCCCCUCUAUUCUAUGAAUUCUUGAUGAAAAUAAAUGAGGUUGGCUAAGGCAUCUGAAUAAUAACAAUUUUAAGUGUAACACAAGACAAAAAGCAGGUUUCUGGCAGUAGCUAAUAAUUACAUCAUUUCCAGGUGAACCUUUAACUUGCGAAUAGUAGCUUUACUUUCAUAUUUUAGCAUACAUUUUUUUUUCACUUUAUAGAGAACGCUGUUUUCAUAGGUUGUGAUAUUUCAUAAAAUUCUAUGAAGAAUAGUUUGGUGAGGAAACUCUUUUGUUAAGAUACUUUCUAUAGCUACUUCAUAUAUAACUAUAGUCAUAAAGCUAAUCAAUUAAGAAACAUGACCAAGGGAAGAACAUUUCUUCCCUGUCAAUUUAAUCUGGCUCAAGUUCAAUAUUAAGACCAAAAAGAGUGUCUUGCUCUGACUGAGCUGAGCAGGCAGUAUUUACCUUGAUGGCUAGUUUUCUUCUCUGCCUGGAGACUCAUGGGUACUUUAUCUCACUCCCCAGGUUUCCUACUUCAGGCCUGAAAUGGGACAUGGAGGUGGGCAGUGGCAGUGGGCAUUAAGAGCCCCUGUAUAGCCGCAGCUAAAAAGGAGAGUAGAAUGAAGUGGGAAGAGGAAAUUAAGACGAAUCUGGAGUUUUUCUAAUUACUAUUGCUCUUGCCUUUGGUGUUUACUUUUACUUUCUGCUUAGAAAACACAGCCAUGUUGAUGAGACCCAAAAUUUAGUUGAAAAGAGAUCUUCAGAGAAGAUACAGACAUGCAACAGCUUUUGAGAGCUUCUGAGCAAUAUUGUAUUACAGAAUCUCCCUACACUACUUAAAAGUACAUAGGAGAUGUAAGGUCACAUCAGUAUUGUGAUGCUCAGAGUAAGAAAGUCUCAGAGGAAAAGAAAUUGACAUUCAUUUCUUCCUGGUGGUUACUGCUCUUUAGGAAUGGGUAGGCAGUUAAGGUCUCCAAGGAUGAUUUUUAUCACAAUACUGCUUUAAAAACCUAAGGUUUGCAUAAUUUAGCUACCUCUAGAGAUUAAUUUAGAUAUGGGGUAAAAUCAGUCUCACCCUUAAAUACAUAUGCAAGGAAACUAAACUCUAAAAGCAUGUAUAAACUGUCCUUUAAAGUCUACAUAGCUUGCAGUUUCAUAAGGAUCUACUCCAGUCAACCUUUUGUCAUUUUUUUUUCAAGGGAAUAAUGUCUUUAUGAUUUCCAAGCUGGGUUUCUUUUUGAGUGGGGGGGGGGUCUGUAUAGAUUCUAGAUAUAAUUUAUUGUGAUAAUAAAUGGCUUCCUGUGUAUCAUUUCCGGGUGCAGCAUCUUUGGCAGAUUUAUUUCACGGAUAUACAUUUACAUGCAUUUGUUGAACUGUUGCUAGAAAGGACCCAAUUUAUGACAAAUCCGUUAUUUUCAUCAUGGGCAUUAUGCAUGCAAUCAAAUCUACUGCAACCAAAAAAAAAAAAAAAGGACUCUGGUCAUUUCAAGUUCCAUUUUCUAUUUGUGUAAAGUCUAACUUCUGUCAUCUUGCCAAAUUCAAAUCUUCUCUUGGUAUCUACUGUUGGAUUUUAAAAAUAACAAUCCUCUACCUAAAUUAAGAGUCACAAUCAAGAAGGGUGAAAUAGCCAGUGGAUUUUUAAAGACAUCUUGCCUAAAGUUGGCAGAAGAAAAAAAACUAAGCAGAGAAGUAUUGAAGGAAGCCCAUUAAUGCUUUUGCAUUAAAUCAAGAUGAGGUGAGAGAAUAUAAGAGAAAGGAAGUAAGCAGUCUUACCAUGAAUUAUAUGUGGAAAUAAUUAUUCUUAAGAGUAAUUUUUUCACAGCGUUUUUUCAUUUAUCUAACAUUCAUGAUAUCCUUAAUUUUUUAAGGUAAAUGAAGUAGCUGAGGGAUGGAUAUGUUAUCAAAACUAGAGGAUUAUCUUGACUUACACUUCCUGGAACAUCAAGAGAGAUUCAUGACACUUUUACCUCGACCUAUUGAGGGAUCUGGAGUGUUGUAGCAAAACCUUUUUCAGUUCAUCUUAAAACUUAAUUUUUGAAGAUGAGGAAAGGUUUUAUUCACAUAAAACAUUUCUCGGCAUAGGGACUGCCUAAGGCUCCUGCUCACCAAAGGCAGCUACAGCCACAUGGAAGAGCUGCACUCAAGCAGUUUCUCAAUCCAGAGAAAAUUACAGUGCCUUGGUGUUGUGAAAUCAGCAACAAAAACAAUAAGAAUUGAGUUUUUACUUUGGGGUUGCCCAGAUCUCAGUUCAAAUUCUAGCAUCAUCUGGGUGACUUUUUCCUGUAGUGAGUCUUAAAAAUCUAAGCUGCCGUGUAGCAUGGACAGUGAUCUUCAACAGCUAUUAAACUCAUCAGAGCUUUCUAUUCUGGCCCAUAAACUGGGAAAAAUAAAUACCUCCUAUAGUAAGAGGCUUGAGAGUUCUGCAGUGUAUGCGCACACAGCUCCUGGUCCAGUGCUUGACACGGGGUAGGUGCUGAGUGCUUCUCCCUUCCCUUCCUUACUCUCAAUUACCUUUGUUUCUUCUUACGGGAAAGAGAUUACCUUAACACUGACCAGAAGAGUCAAGCAUAAAUUGAUGUGUCCUUAUGGCUGCCUUAGACCCACAGAAUAAGGUCCCUCUGCUUUCUUGUAGGAAUGACAAAAAGGUCCCAGUGGCAGCUUGUAGCAGGAGUUCAGUUCAGUGUGCACUGAUUGAAUGAAGAGUGUGAUUUUUAAAAACAAUGAGCAAAUUCGUAAGGCCAGUGCUUUUCAGAUCUGGGGAAAUAGUCACAUAGACACCCAUGAAGGUAUUUCCUUAAUUUCCUCUUUUUGGAAUAGCUGUAGAUUUAUGAAGUUGAUGUGCAAGUUAGUGGUAUAUGUGCAUUUUCCUGGUUUUAUGACUGUUAUUUACAAGUUAGGCAUGUAAAUGGGCACUCCCCCACUGCUGCUUGCUCCUCCUGGGGUAAAUCCAGCCAAGAUACGAAGCAGAUGAUAGUGGAUCAGGAAACUCUUUUCUGCGUGAUGAGAAACCAGAGGUACCAGUGCUGGGAAGCCCCUGCCACAAAAUUGAGGCGAUCAUCUGGGUCGCUCUCCGUGCAGGGUCUGAGUGUUGAACCCGGUGCCUUGCAUGGGCAUGGAAGAAUAACACAAAGAGAGGUUAAAGAAAAUUAAAUUCUUGGACAAAAUAUUUGGUUUAUAUAAAUAUUUAUGUGUAAUAUUUAAGUAGGUAUCAAAAUAGCAUGUUCAAGCAGGUGGAAGAUUUCUGAAUUGCAAAGUAAAUAAGGAAUAAAGAAUAGAAUGUUAUAUCUAGAGACACUCAAGAAACGAGCCAGAGUCUGAACUUAAAUUGCCAAUUCUCUCUUCAGACCAAGGGCCAAGUAAUAGGAAAUUCUCAUGAGAGAUCAGCAGACAACUUGUGCUUAGAAUAAAACCAUAGCAGAGGCUAUAUUAAGCAAAGUAAGUUGUGCAGAGCAAAGCAAAUCAGCUAGGCUUUCUCUUUAAGAAUUUUCUAGCUUUACUCUUAUUAGUGAUCUCAAUGGUCAUCAAUAGAUAUUCCUACAUCAGAUGCUUUACACUAUCAGAUUCUUUGAUUAGAAAUCCUCUUCAGCUUUUAUAUUAUUAGUCUCUAAGGAGAUAAAAUCAAAUAACAUUUACUCCAGUAAUUACUAUUUUAGAUGCUUCCAUAAAUGGCAAAAAGAAAAAAAAAAAGAAUGGUAGUUCAGAAGAAUGAACAAUAUAACUUUUUUAAACUUAUCGCAGUAGAUAUUUUCUUUUAAAUUGUUUAAAUUCCUGGAAAUGAAGUUUUGUGUCUUAUUGUUGUUGUUAAAAGAUUAAGUUUCAGAAGAAAACGGACAGUUAAAUUCCACUUCAAGUGUUGGGUGGUAUCUUUCUCACAAUGUGGCCAAAAUUUCUUCCACUGGAAUGAAAGGAAGUCAACUUUUAAACAUUAUUUAAGAUGAGAAAAGACUUUUAUAGAUGUAUGCUGUAUCAGGCCCUUUGUCCAAUGAAUUUUUCCUUAUUAUUCCAAAACUGAAAUGCUGUAUUGAUUAUUUUGAGGGCUAAGUGGUAUAUUGAUUGGAGCAAAUGUUAGAAAUUCUGUUAUUGAUACAAUCGUUGCCCUGUUCCCUAAGCUUGACAAUAUUUUGAGACAUUAUUUGGUCUACUUAAGGCUCUUAUUUAUUGAAAAGUUCUGCCCAUACAGAAAUGUGUGCAUGGACCUGAAAAAUGAAUAUGUGCAUUCUAGUAGCUGAGCACAGAUUCAUUCUGAAUGAAAGCUGCGAUUUGGUUUUAUAAAUGUAAUUGCAACUGACACUCUUUUUUUCCUUUCAGUUAUUGUUUUAGAAAGGGACUCUGUGAGAGGCACUGUGAAAAGCUUAAUUAGAACAGCAUUAUGAACCAUGGAUUGUAUGCCCGUGCAGAGCUCUGAUUUGCAAACAUAUGUCUGCUCUUCAAUAAAUGUUAUGGCUUUCACAGUG